Molecule: messenger RNA, 2898 nt
Organism: Spirometra erinaceieuropaei
Lineage: Eukaryota; Metazoa; Platyhelminthes; Cestoda; Diphyllobothriidea; Diphyllobothriidae
Source: the annotation of a GenBank genome assembly
AUGAAUAUAUACAAUGAUGCUUCUGCGAACUCCGACGUUGAGUCGUUUGUGCAAGAUGCGCUGACGAUCUACGCUGUCAAGGGCUUUGUUGAAGUCGAUGUAAUUGGCAUGUACCAGAUUGCCUUCCUGACGUGCCUUGGCCCAGCGUUCAAGUAAAAACAGGACAGGACAGUGCCAUUGCGAAAUCCAUGUAAUGCAUCUGUUAUGCGGGGAUUCUCUUCGAUAAACCAUUUCAACGCUUUCUCAAUUAUUUUCUCCAUGAUUUUGCAAAAAGUGCAGGUAAGAUCCACUGGCAUGUAGUUAUUUGAAGAUUUUUUGACUUUCAUUUUUAAACAACAUGUGAUGAUUGCGGACUCCUAGUCCCGGGAGCGAUUUAGUCAUUUUAGAAGCUAGCUCCCUCAACAGCUUGGCAAGGAUUUCAUAGGGGCCAAGAGAAGUUGACUCUCUCAAGUUCAGCAACGAUUUGUGACUGGUUUCUUCCAUGAAGGGAACUGUUCGAUGCUAGGUAUUUUCCCCGUCGUCAUGAGUGGGUGGAAAAAGACCGGUCUAUCCUGUAAAGACGGGGCGGAAGAACUCAAAGAGAUAUCCGGGCUUUUAUCCCUCUCCGAGAUUUCCUCACAUUCGGCAGUUCACAACAGUGAGGCAGGGUCCUAAUUCUGCGCACAGUGUCUUUUACAACAGUAGAGGAUUUUGGGACCAACCGUUGCGCAGUUCAAAAGACCCCUUUUUGAGGAUCUACCGCAUUGUGACGAUGAGACUUUUGAUCCGGUUUAUUUGCAGCUUGUAAAUGUUGAGUGAUUUAGGUGUCCUAUCAGUGAAGGAUAUUUUGAACAGUUGUCUUUUCUUGUCGAAUUCUUUCUAUUAGUAUGCUGUCAGCCAGCAAGGCCUCUCCGUUAGUCUUUUUUGCAGGAUUGAGCAGUGGUUGGGGAGGAGAUGGUGGACUAGCACUUUGAACGGCCUCCAAACCUUGUCAAUAUUCCCGGAGAUUUUGGAUGCGCAGUCAAUAAAACGAAGUUCAUUUUUCGUCGAUAUGAGGUAUAUUAAAGUCCACAAUGACAAUAAUAUUCGGCGGCGUAACAAAUUUGAACGCCUUCAGCAGCAGGACAUCAGUUUCAGGGUCGAUACGCAGGACGGGACGUUUGGCCGGUACUGCAUCGAAACGUGGGGAGGCGGCUAGUUCAAGUUUAGGAAUUCCUCCUGAACGAUUGCUUCGGUGAAUAGGACCGUUUCAAUAGUAGAGCUUUCCUCGCUUUCAUCAGUGGGUGAAAAAAAGUUGGGCUCUCUCUCUCUCCGUCUCCAUGACGGACCAAAAUAACUGGGCAAAAUUUUCAGCCUUAUCCUUGUCUUCUGAAAUUUUUUGCACCCCGACAGUUCUCAGCGUUGAAUAGGGUCCUUUUUUGCGUACACUGCUUUAGAUAACUGCAAAGGCCCUUGCCGUUGCACUGUUCAAAUGAUCCUUUUUGAAGACCCAUCGAACUCUGGCGAGGAGAAUUUUGAGCAGCUUUUUCUGCAACUUGUAACCGUUGAGGGGUUCAGACAUCCUAUUAGUGAGCGGUCUUUUCCACAGUUUCCUCUUCUUUAAGGGUGGAGAAAACCAGCGGGGUCUGUUCGUCAGCCUUCUUCACAUGACUGGGCAGUGCUUGGAGAUGAUAUUGUGGACUUACUCUCUGAACUGAUCCCAAACCUCCUCGAUAUCGCUGGAGAGUCUGGAUGUCCAGAUCGUUAUUCAUCUGAUCGAAAUCGCCAUGCCAACUAUUGGGUCGGGAUCAAAUGGUUGGGCAGGCAAAUGGAAUAGGACGCAUUCUCAUGUGAGAAAUACAUCGUCGCUCUGACCUAAUGGGGGAGGCGAUUUACAACGUCAAUGGAUAACAAUGGUAACAAUCGGGAGAGGGCACCCGAAGAUUUGUUGUCUAGAAAGAAUACCUACUGUAGCAAUUUGAUUAGGUAAUAGCCCUUCAUAUUUGUUGUUUCAUCAGACCUGCGGUAGACAUGCUGCUUCAUUUACACUAUCAUAGUCUCAGUUGAGAAACGUUUACUGUAGAUCGACCCAUGGUUUAUCACAUUUAACCUUAGCUGUUGGCUCAUGCGAACUCUCAUCGGAAACAUGACGUUUUGGGAAAGACGCAAACUGCGAGUAGUAGGCAGUAACUGCUGGUGGAAUACUGUUUCAGUACAGGCGGAGGGGGUCGAGAGUCAGUCGUCUUAAGGUGCAUUAGAGUGUCGAUGAUGAGAGUAUUCGGUCGUUUAUCAAACAAUUUGAGCUCAUCCGGCAGUAGGAAAUCAAUUUCAGAGGCAUUUCGCUAUGGUCGAUACACCGCUAAGAUAUCAAGGCUUUGAGAACUCGCUGUCCCUAUGGUCAGCUCUGCUGCUAAGGCGUUACAAGUAGGCUUAUCAGUUUCCACUGGAAUAUGUCGGCAAUUCUUUACAAACGUAACUAUACUUCCACCAAUACAUCGAUAACCUGACAACCCCAACUGCUGUCUCCCGAUCGCCUUGCUCUAACCCCCAAGGCGUCAACGACAACAAACACCGUCAUCACCGCCGCCGCCGCCGCCGAUCACCUCCAUCUCCAUCAUCCCCACAAGCACCUCCGCUGUGACGCCGACGACCAUAGCCUCCACGCCUGCUACCUGCCAAAAAUCUCUCUUCAUUCCGUCAACUUCCACCUUCACAAUUACCACGCCCAUUUACCGUGAUGCGGGCUCAGACUUAACCUGUCCACGCAUUGGCCUGGUCGGCCGCAUGGGAAUCUACCGCGCGGCGACCGAAGCACUAGCGCCGGGAGCCCUCACGUACACUCACCGCAUACUGUUCGCGCACAUCCGCAAACCGCAUGGGCCUAUUGGGUCACAUCUGUAUCCACAACAGCGAAAUUCAUCGCAGUAUCGACAUGCCUAA